UAUGUUUGAAAAAUAUUGCUUCGUCAAAGUUUUUGUAAAACCUCUAAAUGUAUUGUUUUUGUCAUGUUCAUGGUACUCUCCCUCCGUGAUCUUCGUACACAACUCAUAGGUCGUAAGAGACCGGAAAUGUCAUAACAGUCGACCGGGAUAACAUUACACCUCAGGAUCCUCUCUCAGCCUAGACCUUUAAGCUAACUGGCAGAGAGCUGUGUUAUGCUAACGUUAACGUUGGAUGAAAACUACCCAGACACAAUGGCCAGCCCAGGGAAGGACACCGACAGAAUGAAGAGCUAUAAGAACAAAGCACUGAAUCCUCAGGAGAUGCGUCGCAGAAGGGAGGAGGAAGGAAUCCAGCUGCGUAAACAGAAGAGGGAGGAACAGUUGUUCAAGAGGAGAAAUGUAUGCGUUCCUUCCGGUGAUGAAUCCAUGCUUGAAUGCCCAAUCCAGGAUCCAGAUGUCAGCUCCACUGUACCUGUUUCAGGAGAAGGGGUCAUAACUCCAGAUAUGAUCCAGAUGAUCUUCUCAGACGACCCAGACCAGCAACUUAUUGCCACACAGAAAUUCAGGAAAUUACUCUCUAAAGAACCCAACCCGCCAAUAGAUGAGGUCAUAUCAACUCCUGGGGUUGUGAACUGCUUUGUAGAGUUCCUUAAAAGGAACGAAAAUUGCACGCUUCAGUUUGAGGCAGCAUGGGCACUGACCAACAUCGCCUCCGGUACCUUCCUGCACACCAAGGUGGUCAUUGAGACGGGCGCCGUGCCCAUCUUUAUAGAACUGCUCAACUCCGACUACGAGGACGUUCAGGAGCAGGCUGUGUGGGCGCUGGGCAACAUUGCUGGAGACAAUGCGGAGUGUAGAGACUAUGUGCUCAACUGUGGUAUCCUACCCUCCCUUAAACAGCUACUUGCUAAAUCCAAUCGUCUCACCACCACCCGGAACGCAGUGUGGGCCCUUUCUAACCUCUGCCGCGGAAAAAACCCACCACCAGAAUUUGCAAAGGUGUCCCCCUGCCUCAGCGUGUUGUCCAGACUGCUGUUCAGCAGCGACCCGGACGUGUUGGCGGACGCCUGCUGGGCACUGUCCUACCUGUCGGACGGACCCAACGAUAAGAUCCAGACGGUCAUCGACUCGGGGGUGUGUCGCCGGCUGGUUGAGCUGCUCAUGCACAGCGACUACAAGGUGGUCUCGCCUGCCCUGCGCGCAGUCGGCAACAUCGUGACAGGAGACGACAUUCAGACCCAGGUGAUUCUGAACUGCUCGGCACUGCCCUGCUUGCUGCACCUCCUGAGCAGCCCCAAAGAGUCCAUAAAGAAGGAAGCAUGCUGGACAGUGUCCAACAUCACAGCAGGAAACCGAGCACAGAUCCAGACUGUGAUCGAUGCCAACAUCUUUCCGGUGCUCAUAGAGAUCCUUCAGAAGGCUGAGUUCCGCACCAGGAAGGAGGCCGCUUGGGCCAUCACCAAUGCCACUUCGGGUGGCACUCCUGUCCAAAUGAGGUACCUGGUGUCCCUCAACACCAUCAAGCCCAUGUGCGACCUGUUGACCGUCAUGGACUCAAAGAUCGUGCAGGUGGCGCUGAACGGCCUGGAGAACAUCCUCCGUCUGGGGGAGCAGGAGGCCAAGCAAGGCGGGUCUGGCAUCAACCCCUACUGUGCUCUCAUCGAGGAGGCCUACGGCCUGGACAAGAUUGAGUUCUUGCAGAGUCAUGAGAACCAGGAGAUCUACCAGAAGGCCUUCGACUUGAUCGAGCACUACUUUGGCGUGGAGGAGGAGGACGCGAGCCUCGCACCACAGGUGGAUCAGAGCCAGGGCCAGUUCAUCUUCCAACAGCAGGAGGGACCCAUGGAAGGCUUCCAGCUCUAACCCGGCCCACCAGUGUGCCACCUUUUUAUUUCCCUUCAACUCCCACAACCUUUCCUCCCGGACUUGGAGUCGAAAAUGCCUGAGUGCGAGAGAGAGAGGGAGUCAGUGCCCCCUACAAGGGGCCGACCGGAACUGCUGUUCGAUACUCUGUCCUCAUAUCUCCUCGGCACACAUUUUUCUGCAGCUAACACUCGCCACAAAAGAGGCAGGAAAGACAGAGGUAUACUUUUUCUGUUUUAGUUUUUUUUUUUGUGAGGAGAAAAUUGCGUCGUCUUUUGCGUAGAGUCGAAGACGCUAUACAGAGUACUAAAGGUUACUAGUUUACCUCCAUUAGAGUUUAGCGGCUCUGCUGAGGCCAAAUUUACUCCAGGACGGAAGAGUUAAACAAAAAUAUCCAACUAAAUUCAAUGUUUAUUGUAAGUGUGGUUAUAUUUACACAAUGAUAAUACUAUUCUUUGUUUGAUAAAAUAUGAAUUGGUACAUCCAAAUUACCUUCCUUAUCCCUUUUUAAAUGUGAAACUACCUCUUCAGUCUACAAAACAAAAACAAAAAUGAGGCGCGUCAAACAGGCAUUUCUACCUUUUCUGGAGCCUAAGCUGGAGAGCUGUUCAUGACAUUAUACGUUCUACUUUGUCCGUUAAAGCUUCUCUGAGGAUGCUGUACUUCCUCAACGGCUUAAAGUGUAUUUUGUUUUUAUUCGCAAUUUUCCCGUCAAUGAACUGAGUCGCUAACCACCCAGACAGAUACUCCCCUUAAUUUAUUAUGGUUUGUUCUCCCAAGCGAGGCAGAGAGCUGUCGACACCCGGGCUCACUCUGAGCGCUCUAACCCAGACCAUAGGCGAGAGGUGAUAACGUGUGUGUAACGAUCUCGUAGUGUUAUUUUGAAGUUGAGUAGUGUUGAGCUGCUUCCGUUUGAAUGCAUUUUGUUGAACACAGGACAGGAGCCGGCCAAGUGAGGUGCUGUCCAUAUCAAACAACGGGAUUGUUCAUUCAACUUAACAAACAAAAAAACAAAUUUACAUAAACUUCUAUUUUGAAAAAAACAAAAAAAUGGUAUGCUCAUCUCAUGGUGAAACUAGUGACAUGUAUGAUACGAACCCUCUUUUUCUGCUUGUGAUGGGACGCUAUCCUUCGGGAUACCUUACAAUAGACUUGAUGGAAUUGGACAUGGCUAGUUAGACCGAAAUUGCAGGUUUUGUAUAUUAUAUAUACAUUUAAGAAACUGUCUGAAAUUAUUUAAAUAUAAGGUUGAGUGUGGAAAGGUGUUUUAUGCAGUUCAUUUCUGACUGAUAUGCAGUUGUUGUACUUACUGUCUCCCAUAGGUUUCUUUUCUACAGCUGGUCGAUUAUUAUUAUUUUUGUUAUCAUUUAGGACGUUUUGCCUAAUUUCUUUUUUAGGAGGACUCUGACAUUUAGUUUUAAGUCUAAAUGGGAGAUACUGAUUGGUCCUCAUGUGUCUCACUGGUUUUGUGUUGCUAUACCUGAACCAAUGUAGAGCUUCUUAAAUUGGGCAUGACAUAUUCUUUAAAAAUGUCCAUGCAUUGUAUCAGAGUACACUCAACUUAAACCAGCCCCUGGAUAAAAAAUUGAUAUAUUUAUCGGAAAUUGAAAAUAUCUUCCUAAUGCAAAAAUAACAAGCACAUUCAAUCGUGUAUAGUUUUCUAAUUAUCUCUUGUGUGAUUGUAUUUUUGCUUUGUUUUUGGGUGCAAUUUGGUAGAAUAUUGUAUUUGUUUUGGGAAUUAAAUUUGCUGUGCUCAAGCAGAUUGUAAUACACAGAACCCUGAAAACCGUAAUAGAAUUGAACCAUUCUGCAGGACGAUAUUACAGUUUGCUGCAGUUGUUCGGCCUAUAUCUUUAAUAGGCUGGACUGUGGGCCCUUUCUCCCUGGAACUAUGGCAGUUGCCGUCCUAUGAAAUAUUGACAUGAUGGAGUGCAAAAAAGGUAAAUAAAUGGACCCGUAAUAGCAAACCACUAGGCGCUGUUCAAUCGUUGACACAGCUGUUUGGAAAUGGUUCACAUUGAUUGGCUAGCUGGUUUGACAUAAGGGAGUGCAAAUGUGCUUCACUAUUGCUGAGCAAUAUGACACAUUGUUGUUGUGUCGCUGUAUUUUUCUUCUUCCAGCUGAAUAAAAAUAUUCCCAUUGUUUCAA
Gadus morhua (Atlantic cod) is the source of this 4011-nucleotide messenger RNA. It is a transcript of the gene kpna5, whose product is annotated as karyopherin alpha 5 (importin alpha 6). The record is from RefSeq and is a predicted model, not a curated record. NCBI's taxonomy places the organism in Eukaryota, Metazoa, Chordata, Actinopteri, Gadiformes, Gadidae. Gene Ontology annotation, cellular component: cytoplasm. The transcript has 14 exons. Bases 214 to 1863 code for a protein of 549 amino acids. Gene Ontology annotation, biological process: protein import into nucleus. Gene Ontology annotation, molecular function: protein binding; nuclear import signal receptor activity.